This is a messenger RNA of Nyctereutes procyonoides (raccoon dog), 434 nucleotides long. Its product is annotated as P antigen family member 3-like. The transcript is spliced from 5 exons. Bases 48 to 434 code for a protein of 128 amino acids. Lineage: Eukaryota; Metazoa; Chordata; Mammalia; Carnivora; Canidae. The record is from RefSeq and is a predicted model, not a curated record.
GGCGUCAUUGCACUCAUCCUCGUGGUCGUGCCCGGGCAGGGUGAAACAUGAGUGGCCGUGUGAGAUCCAGAUCCAGAUCCAAACAAGGAAGAGAGGAUCGAGGAUCUGCCCAGCCAGCUGCGGGUGUGGUUACACCGCCCCCCACACAGGCCGAGCAGCUGAAACCAAAGGAGAAACCAACUAAGACUCAGGAUAUUAUACCUGAUCAAGGGAAAGAAGUUGAAGGAGCACCUGUUAUUCAAGGUGAAGGGAAAGGGAAGAACAGUGCUUAUGGGGGCGGGGCGUGGCCUGAAAUGAAAUCUGAACUACAGGAAGUGGCUCAGCCAAUGACUGGGGAUAAAAGCGAAGAUGGUCCUGAUGUGAAAGGGCUGAAAUUUCCAAACCUAGAGCCCAUUAAAAUGCCAGAAGCAGGUGAAGGGCAAUCACAGGUGUAA